AUGUUAUUUGAAGAAUUAAAUAAGUUAGUUGACACUGAAAAAGAGGCUAUAGAAUUUGCAUUACAAUGGAAAUUACUACCGGAAAAACAUGUUAUUUGUCCCGUGUGCAAUAUUGGAAACGUCGGAUGGUACAAAAGAUCUCACGAGGGUUUAAAAAUUCCAUACGCACUUCGUUGCUCAAGGAAAAAAUGUAGGAAAAAAUGGUCAGUUACAAAGAAUACGUGGUUUUUCGGAUCUCAUUUAAGCGUCAAACAAAACAUAUUAUUAAUAUACUGUUGGAUAAAAGGUGACACGGUCGGUGAAACAUCGGAAAUACUUAAAUUAAGUAAAUCUACAGUCAUGGAUUAUUAUCAAUUUUGUAGAGAGGUGUGCUACACGAUAGUCAGUAACAGGACGAAGCCCAUUGGAGGGCCCAAUGAAAUAGUUAGCCUGUGUAAUUAUCAAAUUGACAGAUUUAUAGACAAACAAAAGAGGAUAGUCAGUUUUUUAGAAGGUGUCAAUCAGGAUAACUUUAGCGAUUAUUCAAAAAUAUCAGAUGGUGAAAAUGAUUUCGCUGAAAAAUAUAAUAUUAAAAUUGUUAAAAGUUUAAACGAUUCUGUCGCAGCCGUAUCGACACCUAAAAAAUGCUUAUGGCGUACUGGGAAAAAAUUUAGCGAAGAUGAAGAAAAUAAAACUAGAGAUUUUGUCAUGUUUCAAUAUUUAUACUUUCAUCCUAUCGAAUCAUUAUCUAUAGGAGAAAAAUUUAAAAGAUUUUUAAGAGAUGUUGCCAAAGUAUAUCCAGGACCAUUUAAAAUUUCAUUGACUCCAGUUAUAUAUUAA
Molecule: messenger RNA, 819 nt
Organism: Pediculus humanus corporis (human body louse)
Lineage: Eukaryota; Metazoa; Arthropoda; Insecta; Psocodea; Pediculidae
Exons: 2
Coding region: 1-819 (272 amino acids)
Source: RefSeq, a predicted model, not a curated record